This is a messenger RNA of Venustampulla echinocandica, 7170 nucleotides long. Its product is annotated as Acyl transferase hydrolase. Gene Ontology annotation, molecular function: oxidoreductase activity; fatty acid synthase activity; phosphopantetheine binding. The record is from RefSeq and is a predicted model, not a curated record. The transcript is spliced from 12 exons. NCBI's taxonomy places the organism in Eukaryota, Fungi, Ascomycota, Leotiomycetes, Helotiales, Pleuroascaceae. Bases 1 to 7170 code for a protein of 2389 amino acids. Gene Ontology annotation, biological process: secondary metabolite biosynthetic process; fatty acid biosynthetic process.
AUGGUAAUGAACGAUGGGGGCGAUGGGGCUUAUGCCUACACUGCCCAGAAUGUCCGGACAGAAGCCAUAGAUCAGGCCAAAAAGUACUACAAACAAGAUCCUAUUGCAGUCAUUGGUCUUGCCAACCGUCUUCCAGGCAACAGCAACAAUCCAAGUCAACUCUGGGAUUUCCUAGAACGGGGCGGCGUGGCUGGAAAUGACCCUCCAGAGUCUCGGUUCAGCCUCAAAGGCCAUUAUGAUAAAUCGCUGAAACCGCACACAAUCCGGACUCCAGGAGCAAUGUUCCUUGAGAGCAUUGAUCCUGCUGAGUUUGAUGCUCAGUUUUUCAAUAUCAACAGAACGGAUGCAAUUGCCAUGGACCCGCAGCAACGACAGCUGCUAGAGGUGGUGUAUGAGGGAUUUGAGAAUGCGGGCUUAACUCUCGAGCAGAUGCACGGGUCGUUAUUUGGUUGUUUUGUUGGCUCGUAUGCAGUUGAUUAUCAAGAUAUGCAAUUCCGAGAUCCGGAGGACCGAGCAACUGGAAUCACUGUCGGAGCGGGACGGGCUAUCCUGAGUAACAGAAUUAGCCACUUCUUCAACUUGAAAGGAGCAAGUAUGACCAUCGAUACGGCCUGCUCAGGUAGUUUAGUAUCUGUCGAUGUAGCAUGCCGCUAUCUGCAGACCAGACAAAUCAAUGGCGCAGUUGUAGCCGGCGCGAAUCUGUACCUAAGCCCUGACCAAAAUCAGGAUAUGGGUGCCAUGCGUGUGACAUCCUCGGCAACGGGGAAAUGUCAUACAUUUGAUGCCAAAGCCGACGGGUAUUGCAAGGCUGAGGCAGUCAAUGUAGUUAUCCUAAAACGGCUCGAUGAUGCAUUGAGAGAUGGCGACCCUAUUCGGGCCAUCAUUCGGGGAACUUCAACAAACAGUGACGGCUGGACGCCCGGGAUUGCAAGUCCUGCUGCCGAGGCACAAGCUAUAGCGAUCAGAGCUGCUUAUGAGGCUGCUGGAAUCAGCGAUUUUAAUGGUACUGGAUACCUCGAAUGCCAUGGGACUGGAACCCUGGCUGGAGAUCCGAUCGAGGUUUCGGCAGCAGCGUCUGUAUUCGGACCAACUCGGUCAGCGGAGAAGCCGUUGGUUAUUGGAUCCAUCAAGAGCAAUAUUGGCCAUUCGGAGCCUGCUGCUGGCAUUAAUGGACUCAUCAAAGCUGUUCUCGCCGUCGAAAAGGGCAUUAUUCCUGGGAACCCCACCUUCAUUGACCCAAACCCCAAAAUUGAUUUCAAGGACCUCAAAGUCCGCGCAACAAGGACCGCAAUCCCAUGGCCUGACAUGCCAUCCCGCAUAGCGAGUAUCAACUCCUUCGGCUACGGAGGUUCCAAUGCACAUGCUGUGAUUCAGGACGCCGAAUCGUUCGCCGCAGGGUCUGCGAAAAACCACAUCUCCUCCUUUGCGGUUAACGAGGAUGACUUUUUUGCUGAUGAGGAAGAGACUUCCACACGGCCGCAAAUCCUGGUAUUCUCCGCCAAUGACGAGCAAUCACUCAAAUCAUACACCCAGGUGUUGAAAAAGCAUCUCAUGAACCCCAGUGUGAAUAUUUCCCUUUCAGAUCUCACACAUACGUUGUCAGAGCAUCGUAGCCGGCUUUUCAAUCGGGGAUUUUUGGUCACGAAAUCAGCUAGUAUCGAUGAAAGUUCCAUCGUGUAUGGUAAGAAAGGCACGGAUGUGCCGAGAAUUGGGUUUGUGUUCACUGGUCAGGGCGCUCAGUGGUCACAGAUGGGAAAGAGUUUAGUGGAAUUAUUCCCAUCUGCAACAAAACUCCUUCAGCGGCUCGACCGUGCCUUGCAGACACUGCCCAACCCUCCCAAGUGGUCGCUCCUGAACGAGCUCGUCGAAAAUCGCAGCCCCGAGCAUCUCCGCCUGCCCGAAUUCUCUCAACCACUGGUUACAGCAUUGCAGCUUGUAAUCGUUGAAGUUUUCGGGAACUGGGGAAUAAAUGCACAAAAGGUAGUUGGGCACUCCUCUGGUGAGAUAGCUGCCGCAUAUGCUGCUGGCUAUUUAACCCCAGAAGAAGCAAUAAAAGUAGCCUUCUUUAGAGGGCAAGCUGCGAAGGAUCUGCAAGAUGACGCCCAGGAGAGUGUUGGUAUGUUGGCUGUUGGUCUAGGAGCUGACAAAGUUCAUGCCUACAUCUUGGACUUAGCAGGCGAAGUGCAAAUUGCCUGCUACAACAGUCCCAGUAGUAUAACGCUAUCAGGAAAGACCUCGGAGCUAGAGAAAGUCAAGAUUCGACUGCAAGCCGAUGGCCAUUUUGCACGCUUGUUACAAGUCAAUUUGGCAUAUCAUUCCAAGUUUAUGUUCAAGAUUGGCGAACACUACGAAGAGAUGCUUAGGUCGAGUAUUUCUCCAGUGGCUGGAGGCAAAUCCACUUCCAUGGUUUCCUCCGUCACAGGUCGUGAGAUGGACCAGUUCGCCGACGCAGCAUACUGGAAAAGCAACAUGGUCUCACCCGUACGGUUUGACCAAGCUUGCCACGAGUUGCUUUUAGCACAAGACAGCAUCGACAUCCUGAUUGAAAUUGGGCCUAGCGGCGCUCUGGCAGGGCCCGUUGGCCAGAUAAUAAAAGAUAUCUCAGGCUCCACGACCCAGUACUUCGCAGCCGCAAAACGCGGCCCAGAUUCUGCUCUUCCCAUGUUCAACAUCGCAGGCCAACUUUUCAUUGCCGGCGGCUCCGUCAACUUCUCCCGCGUCAACAACGCUGGAGAUGAGGCAACCUCGCCUCCUGCCACGAUUAUCGAUCUCCCAAAUUAUGCGUGGAACCACGCGACGAAGUAUUGGCAUGAGAGUGAUGCCAGCAAGGACUGGCGCUUCCGGCCAUUCAUACACCACGAUUUACUCGGGAGCAAGAUCCUGGGGGCGCCAUGGCAUACUCCGACGUACAAAAAGAGCUUGGAUCUGAAGGACGUCCCAUGGCUCAAGGACCACAAGAUGGGAUCUGAUAUCCUCUUCCCGGCAUCUGGGUAUAUUUCAAUGGCCAUCGAGGGGCUACAUCAGUGCCGCCAGAUGACCAGUCAGGAUGAAGUCGAUGGUCCGUUGGCUGCAGACCAGCGUCGGUAUCGCCUACGCAACAUUAAGUUUGACAAAGCACUGGUGUUGGAGGAAAACGAGGAUGCGAAGAUUUUCCUAACUCUGUCGGCACAUCCAGGAACAAAGGACUCGUGGUAUGACUUCAAGGUAUCGUCUUCCAGAGACGGAGUCCGAAGUGACCAUUGCCUUGGCUUAAUUCGUCUCGAGAACGUUCCUAUAGAGAUUGCGGUCGGCAGUGAUUUAGCACCACUGCAAUAUCCAUCAAAGGGACCUUCUUGGUACAAAGCUCAGACCAACAUAGGGUAUGGUUUUGGACCGGAGUUCCAGAAAGUGCUGGAGGUGGAAUCAGUCUCAGGACAUCGAAAAAGCCGAGCCCUCGUUUCUCUCAAAGAGCCUCCAUCGGCAUGGUCCCCGCAGUCUCUAUAUCCUAUGCAUCCUGCCUGCAUUGAUGGUUGCUUCCAGACCGUGACACCCUCUUUGUGGGCAGGGGAUCGAAGCUCCAUCAAUGCUGUCCUAGUCCCCGCUGGUAUCGAUAACCUUGUGAUAAAUCCACAGAAGACGCGACCUGAUAUCGGCAUAUCUGUUGCAACUUCGGAAUACACCGGUCGUGGCCGUCAAGAGGAGCACAAGAACUUUUUCUCAUCGUGUUCCGUCUAUGACCCAGAUACCGGUGCAUUGCUACUUGAGCUCACCGGCUUGCGAUAUCACAAGCUUGAUACCGGAAUCGAAGGCCAUGCUGCACAUACGUACAAUUCUUCUGUCUGGAAUCCCGACUUGACGUUCCUAUCCCCGGAAUUACUCCCAUCCCUAAAAUACGAUGGAUCUUCCGCCAUCAAUCAGAUAAUUGAUCUAGCAGCGCACAAGAAGCCGACGUUGAAAGUCAUGGAGAUCAACUCCUCCGAUGAUACUUCAACACUCUGGUUCCAAGGAGGAGAUCGGUCGCUCAGAGCAGCUUAUGACCAAUACUCCUUUGCUUCCUCUGAUCCAAAAGCCAUGAUUGCAGUCCAGACCGAAUUUGAGUUUCAACGCAACACUUCCUUCAGUCUCUUGGAAAUUACCAAGCCGGACUUUGUGGCGUCCCAGUCGGAUAUCGAUCUCGUCAUUGUCAAGCGAGCUUCUUUCUCUAAGGACGACCUUUUGAUUAUAGCAAAGAAUGUCCGUUCUCUGCUAUCCGACGGAGGCAGAGUGCUCUUUGUGGAACAAAGCUCAGGUUCCGAGUCGGACUCCGAUGACAGCGGGAUAGUGGUGGUGAAUAAGGCACCACCACUAGACCUGAAGUCUCUCUCAGCCAGCCUGCAGGCGACUGGUCUUUCUGGGAUUCUCCAAAUUCCAUGCGAUUCAGUCAAGUCAGCCUUCUUGGCAGUUGCGGAGCCCCAAAUUUCAGAUGCCGCCAAUGCUACUCGUAGUCUUUCCGUUGUGCAUCUAUCUGAGGGCACACACAUACCCCCAGCUAUAAGCAAAGCACUCCAAACGUCCGGUUGGCAAGUCACAUCGCACACGCACAACUCUACCGACCUUCCACCCAAUAGCACUGUCCUUGUCCUAGAUGAACUCUUCUCUCCUAUUCUGGCAACAAUCUCCGAGAAGCAAUGGCUGACGCUCAAGCAUCUCAUCGCACAGCGGAGCAAAAUCCUCUGGUUGACAUCAGGUUCACAACUGGAUGUAACAACGCCAGAUAAUGCGCUCAUACAUGGCCUGUUCCGCACGAUCCGCGCGGAAGACCGCAGCCUGCAUAUCACGACGCUGGAUAUCGAGUCGCUCAGCAUCCCAGCAAGCAGCGCCGCGGUACAGAAUGUCCUCGCAUCUUUGCUCGCACCACUUCCAAAGACCGGGCUGGAGAGCGAAUUUGUGGAAAGAAGGGGUGUCAUCUAUGUUAAUAGAAUUUUGCCAGAUGUUGCUGUCAAUCAGCUCAAGAGUGAUGAGAUUAAUGGAGCAAAUCCCGUUGUUCAGUCACUGCAUGAUAUAGAUGGAGUGGCAAUGCUAAGGGCUCAAAGAUUAGGAACCUUGGACGCCCUCGAGUAUUCUCAAACCACCGAGAAGGAGGUCGCGAUUAAGGAUAACAACGUGGAAGUUGAACUAUUCGCUGCUGGCUUGAACUUCAAGGAUGUGGCCGUAACCAUGGGCAUCGUGCCAGAGAACGAGUAUCUCCUAGGUCUUGAGGGUGCUGGCGUUGUGAGAAGAGUCGGUAAAGGAGCAAGAGACUAUAGAGUCGGCGAUCGAGUGGCUGUACUCAGAAAUGGGACCUUCGCAAACAGGAUACAAGUUCCGAUUGAGCGGACUCAUCAUAUACCAGAUACACUGUCGUUUGAGGACGCGGCUACCAUUCCCCUUGUCUACUUAACAUCAGUUUAUUCUCUUUUCAACACUGCAAAUCUGAAGGAGGGCCAGUCUGUACUGAUUCACUCCGCCGCCGGGGGCAUUGGAAUCGCUUGUAUCCAACUCGCUCAAUUUGUUGGGGCAGAGAUAUAUGUCACCGUCGGAACUGAUGAGAAGCGGAAGUUCCUCUCGGAAACGUUUAAAAUUCCAACUGAGAGGAUAUUCUCAUCCCGUACCACACAAUUCGCCUCGGAAAUCUUGGCAGCGACGGAAGGGAGAGGUAUCGACGUUAUCAUCAACUCAUUGACUGGCGAGUUGCUUGAUGAGUCAUGGAGAAUCUGUGCUGAUGGUGGCACUAUGGUCGAAAUCGGAAAGAAAGAUAUUGUGGAUAGGAAUCACCUCUCCAUGGAACCAUUCGAUCGAAAUUGCUCCUUUAGGGCGGUGGAUUUCUCGCACAAGCAAGUCACUGAUCCUAUGAUCCAUAAGUUGUUGAAACAGACCUUCAAUCUCCUUCGAGGCGGCCACAUCGGACCUAUCCACCCAGUCAAGAUCUUCCCCUUCGAUGAUAUACCGGCUGCAUUUGCGUAUAUGCGUAGCGGGCGACACAUUGGGAAGAUUGUCGUCACGAGUGGCAUCAAUGCAAAAGUCAAAGUACCAAUCCGCCCUGCUCGUCGACAGCUAACUCUUAGAGGCGAUGUCUCAUACCUCAUCGUUGGCGGCCUUAAGGGCCUUUGUGGGAGUCUAGCCGUCCACUUGGCGCAACAUGGUGCGAGGCAUAUCAUUUCUAUGUCACGCAGUGGCUGUUCCGAUGAACGAUCGCAAGCCAUAGUCAGGAACUGUGCGGCACUGGGCUGCCAAAUUCAGGAGGCAAAGGCAGACGUCUCGAAUGUCAGCGACGUUCAACGCGCCUUCAAAGAGGCAGCAGUUCCCAUUGGGGGCGUAUUGCAAGGCGCCAUGGUUCUGAGGGAUAAACCGUUCGAAGUCAUGACCGUGGAGGAGUACCACACCACUAUUUCCAAUAAGGUACAGGGCACAUGGAACCUCCACAAGGCAGCAAUAGAACACAACUUGCACCUGGACUUUUUCACCCUGCUAUCCAGUAUUUCCGGGGUAGUCGGGCAGAAGGGUCAGGCAAACUACGCUGCCGCCAAUGCCUUCUUGGACGCAUUCGCCAGAUAUCGGCAACGACUAAACCUUCCGGCAAACUCGGUCGACCUUGGUGUAAUUGAAGAUGUGGGGUAUGUCGCAGAGCAAGGUGGGAUGGCACAGCAUUUCGACAGGCGACAAUGGACGUAUAUCAAUGAGAGCGUCCUACGCAAGAUUCUGUCUUACUCCAUUUUCCAACAGACAUCCCCAGCCAAUGCUGCUACCUCUGCUCAGCUCAUAACUGGAAUUCCGGUUCCUCAGCCAAAUGACUCGGAGCUCCUUCGGGACGCCCGCUUCGCCGGACUUUUCAUCGGUGACGACUCCAGCAGUGGAGCAGGAAAAGGAGGCAACGAUGGCGCAAAAGACAUCCAGGCGCUUCUGCUGCUUCACCGGUCAGGAGCCGAGCCCGCUGUUGUUCUUGCCUCUGCAGUCGAAGUCGUCAACAAGCAAUUUGUCAAGACACUGCGACUGGAGUCGCCGAUGGAACCUGCGAAGUCGUUAGCCACGUAUGGUCUGGAUUCACUUUCUGCGGUUGAGUUCCGAAACUGGGUCAGGGCAGAGUUGGGUGCGGAACUGACGCUCCUGGAUAUUACCAAUGCGUCGAGCCUAUUUGCGUUGUGUGAGAAGAUCAUUGCGAAGAUAGCACUCUAA